Messenger RNA from Manihot esculenta (cassava), 2549 nucleotides. RefSeq names its product subtilisin-like protease SBT4.14. Gene Ontology annotation, biological process: proteolysis. Lineage: Eukaryota; Viridiplantae; Streptophyta; Magnoliopsida; Malpighiales; Euphorbiaceae. The transcript has 11 exons. Gene Ontology annotation, molecular function: serine-type endopeptidase activity. The record is from RefSeq and is a predicted model, not a curated record. Bases 187 to 2415 code for a protein of 742 amino acids.
UUUCUUCAAAGCUUUCUAAUCCAUAUAGCUUAAUCAACUACAGCUUAAGAUGAUAACUACAAGUUUUCUAUCUUCUUAUCCCCUUUGAAGCUUUCUUGAAUUGCUGCUAUUAAUACACGAGAAGCUUGCACCAACAUAUAUAUAGCUUCCUACAUAAUUUGGAACCACAACAUUUAUCCUGCAAACAUGUUGAGAGAGACAUUUGUCCGUUCUCUCACUCUCAUCCUGAUAUUAACCUUUACAGGACUUGUAGCUGCAACGGGAGACCGAAAGGAAUUCUAUAUUGUUUAUCUUGGAGAAGAUCCACUUGAUAAUAUCUCUGCAGUACAAACACACAUGGAUAUUCUCUUAUCCGUGAAGAAAAGCCAUCGUGAUGCCAAGGAGUCCAUUGUCUACAGUUAUACAAAAAGCUUCAAUGCUUUUGCAGCAAAGCUAUCUAAAGCUGAAGCCACCAAGCUAUCACAACUGGACCAAGUCCUUUCUGUGUUCCCAAAUCAGUAUCACAAACUCCACACCACCAAAUCAUGGGAUUUUAUUGGACUUCCUAACACAGCAAGAAGAAAUUUGAAAAUGGAGGGAAACAUUAUUGUGGGUCUACUGGAUACAGGGAUCACUCCAGAAUCUGAGAGCUUCAAGGACGAUGGCUUUGGUCCUCCACCCAAGAAAUGGAAAGGAACUUGUGGCCACUUCGCUAAUUUCUCAGGAUGCAACAGGAAACUUAUAGGAGCUCGAUACUUCAAGCUCGAUGGCGACGACCCAUUCGCCGGUGAUAUCUUAUCACCCAUCGACGUGGAUGGACAUGGGACUCACACAUCAUCAACUGUAGCAGGCAACCAAGUUUCUGAUGCGAGCCUUUUUGGUCUAGCGAGAGGUGAUGCUCGUGGUGCAGUGCCAUCUGCCAGAGUGGCCAUGUACAAAGUAUGUUGGGCCGGAUCAGGUUGUGCAGAUAUGGACAUACUUGCAGCAUUUGAAGCUGCCAUAGGUGAUGGUGUUGAUAUUAUCUCAGUAUCAAUAGGUGGAAUGACUGUUGAUUAUGUAACGGAUACACUGGCAAUAGGUGCGUUUCAUGCCAUGAGGAAAGGUAUUAUUACAGUGGUCUCCGCUGGGAAUGAUGGACCAAGUUUUGGUACUGUGGCGAACCAUGCACCUUGGCUAUUAACCGUGGCUGCUAGUGGCAUUGAUAGGCAGUUUAGGAGUAAAAUUGAGUUGGGUAAUGGGAAGAAUAUCUCGGGGCUUGGGAUAACCACAUUUGAACCAAAACAGAAACUAUACCCCAUUGUUAGUGGAGCUGAUGUAGCUAAGAACUCUCAGAGCAAGGAUAGCUCAAGGUUUUGUACGGAUGGAUCAAUGGACCCUAACAAGGUGAAGGGAAAGUUUGUUUACUGCGAGCUACAGGAAUGGGGUUCUGAUUCUGUUGUUAAAGGACUUGGAGGGCUAGGCGUUAUUGUUGAAAGUGAGCAAUAUCUUGACGCAGCCCAAAUUUUCAUGGCACCAGGAACAAUGGUCAAUGCCACUGUUGGUGAUGCCAUCAAUGAUUAUAUACAUUCCACCAGAUCAGCAUCAGCAGUUAUACACAGAUCCAAGGAAGUAAAAGUCUCUGCUCCAUUUAUCGCUUCAUUUUCAUCUCGAGGACCACAUCCACAAUCAGCACACCUCCUCAAGCCUGACGUUGCAGCACCGGGAAUUGACAUUUUGGCAUCUUACACUCCCCUGAGGUCACUCACAGGGCUAAAAGGGGACACUCAACAUUCAAAAUUCACACUUAUGUCUGGGACUUCUAUGGCUUGUCCCCAUGUCGCUGGGGUAGCUGCUUAUGUAAAGUCAUUCAACCCAAGUUGGACACCAGCCGCAAUCAAAUCUGCCAUUCUGACCACAGCUAAACCCAUGAGUGCGAGAAUUAACAGCGAAGCAGAAUUUGCCUAUGGUGCUGGUCAAGCAAAUCCAACAAGAGCUAGAAGCCCUGGAUUAAUCUAUGACAUGGAUGAAAUGUCUUACAUCCAAUUCCUAUGUCACGAAGGCUACUCUGGAUCAAAAUUAGCCGUGUUGAUCGGCUCAAAAAUAAAUUGCACCUCAUUACUUCCUGGACUAGGCUAUGAUGCUCUUAACUAUCCCACCAUGCAACUUAGUGUCAAAAAUGAUCGGCUGACAACCACCGGAGUUUUUCGACGGACGGUAACUAAUGUGGGUCCUUCCCCUUCCAUCUAUAAUGCCACUAUUAAGGCUCCUAAAGGGGUGGAAAUCACAGUAUACCCCAAAAGUCUCUCAUUCUCUCGAGCCUUGCAAAAGAGGAGUUUCAAGGUCAUCGUUAAGGCAAAACCUAUGGCAAGUGGACAAAUAGCGUCUGGUUCACUUGUAUGGAAAAGUCAUAGUUACAUUGUAAGGAGCCCGAUUGUCGUGUUCAAACCAAUGAGCUAGACAUUAAAACAAACACACAUAGAGCAUCGAGUUAAGUCUGCUUUACGAGACGUUUUACUGUAGAACUACUAUAUUAUAUGCACAACAAAAUUAUUAUACAUACAACGGUUUUAUAUAAUAAUUUUUUUUAUUAA